UUUGGGUGGACGGGUAGAUGUGCAGAUGAGAAAGCUGAUGGAAUGAGCCAGUGAUUGGGUGAGUGGGAGGCUAGAUUUGAAACUCCAUCUCUAAACUCUCUUCCACUUACACAUUCUCUGAGUCUUCCCAGAAUUCAAAGCACACCUCCCUCCACCCCCAUAGCAUCCCUUCCCCAAAACACGUACUUAAGAGAAGUCAUCCAUUUUCAUCUAAGAAAUUGUGUAGGGCACAAGUCUAACGGCCCUGGACUAGUUUGGAAGUCCACUAGCUUCCUGGGUUAUCUGGUUUAUUUCACAAUUGGCAGAAUGCUGAGGUUCUUUCUAGACUGAGCCCUCUGCCAUCCCCACAAGCCUGUGGACUUGCAAUGCCCGGAACUGCCAGGGGCUCAGCUAGCUCCCAGCUCUCUAAAGUCCUACAAACACCCACUUCUCAGCAAGAGGGCAGAGGGAGCUCAAAGCCUUCACUCAGAACCACAGCCAGAAGCAACCCCUGGCUCCCCAGCCGCAGCUGUGCCCUCAGGCAGCUCACUCACCUCCAGGAAGCCUUCCAUACCGCUCACGGUCCCGCAGUUCUGGGUGGGGUUCUCCCUUCCCGCGCUCUGUGGACGUGUGCACAAGUUGCUGGGUGGGGCUGCACCCACUGGCAGCCCUCAGGCUGUAAGGCGGGAGGGGCCCACACCCCAGUGAGGGGGCAGGGACUGGCAGGGCAGCUUCUGGCUCUGGCAUCUCCAGCCUGUUGGCCAAGAGACCGUUCUGCAGAGGAAACGUGGCCAUCCCGCAGCAAAACCCUGAGCAGACAGCAACCCCACGCAGCCAGGCUGGCAACCUCUGUCUCUCAGCAUGCUCUCCCUUUCCCCAUUAUCACAUAGGCACCCUACAAAACUAGUGCCUCCAUAGAUGUCCCCCAAGGAGACACCUUGCACCCCAUAGCUAUACCUCACCCCCAGAAAGCCAGCCCACAGGAUGCACUCCCAUUGGGUCUACAAUAGCCCCUGCUCUCACACCUGGCAACACCCCAGGAAACCCCCUCCCCAGCCUCAGGAACCUGAUCACAAAAGAACCCCAGAACCAGCCUGGCAGGAAGUUUGGGGGCAGGGAAAACUGCAGCUCCAUCAGGAGCCUUCUGAGGGCGGGGUGCUUGGGGACAUGCAUGCAGUGAUCAUUUUGCCGUCACACCAAUAAAACCAUUGCUGGGCUCUGAAGGGAGCUCCCUCUUCCACCUGCCCCUCCCCAAGCCCCGGCUGGCCCUCUCUCUUGGGCCCUGCCCAGCCCUAGGGCUCCCCCUUCCUAACACUGAAGGCUGGAGCCCACCAGGCUCAGGCCCCUCUACUGGCUGCUCCCUUGGGUGAACGUGGUGGUCCCAGGAAGCAGCUGCGAGCCCCAGCCCACUCUGGGACAGACCCCAGAGCCACACACUGGGAUUCCACUACCCAGGGCCAGCUGGCAGGUCCAGCCUCCCCUCGGCCCACGGUGGCUCAUUUAGCGCGUGGGCCUCCAGCCCACAGGUGCCCGCAGCCCCAACGUGACAGGCCCAUAUGGCAACUCAGCGCGAAGCAGACAGAGGCGCCCCUGCCUCGACACACACCCGCUGGGACAUCAUCGUAUCCAAGGGCCGGGGCUGGGCCAGGAGGGACUCCUGGGGCCGCUCCUCUCCCGCGAUGGCAGGCAGGGGCAACCCAAGCCAGCAGGAGCCGGUGGGCCUGGAGGGCUCAGCCACCCUGCAGGGCCACCUGUCCCGGUGUUGGGAGUUGUCCUCCCCACCCCUUCCUGCUUUGAUGGGUCUGGGCUCUCUAGCAGGUUGAACAGGAGGGUGUCACGGUGAAGGGGAGCUCCCACUUCAACCCAGACCCUGAUGCGGAGACCCUCUACAAUGCCAUGAAAGGCAUAGGUGAGUGGGCAUCCACGGCCGGGGGCUGCCAGGAAGGGCAGGGUCUCCCCACUGCACCCUGAGACUGAUCCCAGCCCUGAAAGAGUCACACGGGCCCCAGCGUCCCCAGCAGUGGUCUGCACACAGCACCCCCCAUGACCCCCAAGACCAGAGAGGGGGAGGACGGUUGUGACUUCCUGGAUGUGGAGGUCCCAUCUGCUGUGUCCUUGUACGUGUGACAUUUGACUCUCUGGCUCAGAUGUCUCACCCUGAAAUGGCCCCAAGAACGCAGCACCAAAGUGCAGCGGUGAAGUUUGGAUGGGCUGACGCCUGUCAGUGCCUGGCCCAGCACCUGGCACACCAGAGAUGGGGGGUCUGUAGGGGUGGGCUGGGGCCUGGGAACACCCAGCCAUGCAGGCUCCCUCCUGCCCCUUGCUGGCUACCUGUGCAGUGGCCCCCCUCGACUCUCCAGCAUCCGUCCGGUGCUCCCCUGGCUUUUCUCUGUUCCAGCAAGAAGCUGGCUGGUAGGAGGACUGGGGGAGUCUGGCCCAGAAAGCCCCCAAGGGUCCCACAGCAAGUGGUGCUUCCACCAGGCAGGGUGGGCCCCUGGCUGACUCUGCAUGGUACAUGGGGCCAUGAGCGAGAACCACCCUACAAGGCGUUUCAUGCCCUCUGCUUCCUGGGAAAACUUUACUGUCAUGUCCAUUUCACAGAUGAGAAAACUGAGGCUCAGGGAGCUGACACUUCUUGCCUAAGGCCACACAGGCAGGGAGUGGCAGGGCUGAGGCGCGACCUUCUCCCACCGGGCCCUGCAGCCACCAACUAGGAAGGCCAGGCCAGGAGCCCCCAUUUGUCCAGCCUAGAGGCCCAGGGAUGGGUGGCAUGUGCAGAAAACCCCGUGUUUCUCAGGUUCUGUCACCCCAAGGCUGGGCCUGGCCGCACCCCAACAUCGCACAGUGGGAGGUGGGGAUGGAGAGAGACAGCGGGUCUGUCCAAGUGUCUUGUCUGCACCAUGAAAGUCAUCAGCGUUUGGAGCGAUCCAGGAGGCGUUUCCACACUGCCUGGCCAUUAGGCAGCCACCCUUCCUCCCUGCAGUCAUCAGCCCUUCUCAGUGCAGGGGCUUGGGGUUCGUGCCGGACACCCCCACAGGCACCAACGAGCAGGCCAUCAUUGACGUCCUCACCAAGAGAAGCAACGCGCAGCGGCAGCAGAUCGCUAAGUCCUUCAAGGCUCAGUUCGGCAAGGACCUCACCGAGAACUUGAAGUCAGAGCUGAGUGGCAAUUUCGAGAGACUCAUGGUGGCCCUCAUGUACCCGCCAUACAGAUACGAAGCCAAGGAAAUGCAUGAUGCCAUGGAAGGCUUAGGAACCAAAGAGGGCGUCAUCAUUGAAAUCCUGGCCUCUCGGACCAAGAGCCAGCUUCAGGAGAUAAUGAAGGCGUAUGAGGAGGACUUUGGGUCCACACUAGAGGAAGACAUCCAAGCAGACACGAGAGGCUACCUGGAGAGGAUCCUGGUGUGCCUCCUGCAGGGCAGCCGGGAUGACAUCAGCGGCUUUGUGGACCCAGCCCUGGCCCUCCAAGAUGCCCAGGAUCUGUACGCGGCCGGGGAGAAGAUCCGUGGAACCGACGAGAUGAAAUUCAUCACCAUCCUGACCACGCGGAGUGCCACCCACCUGAUGCGGGUGUUCGAGGAAUACGAGAAAAUCGCCAACAAGAGCAUCGAGGACAGUAUCAGGAGCGAGACCCACGGCUCGCUGGAGGAGGCCAUGCUGACUGUCGUGAAAUGCACGCGGAACCUGCACAGCUACUUCGCGGAGCGGCUCUACUAUGCCUUGAAGGGUGCAGGGACGCGGGACAGAACGCUGAUAAGAAACAUCGUUUCAAGGAGCGAGAUUGACUUAAAUCUUAUCAAGAGUCAGUUCAAGAAGACGUAUGGGAAGACCCUCAGCAGCAUGAUCGCGGAUCACCUUCCUGAAACCAAGAGUUGGGACUUGAACAAAUAUUUUGGGGAACACAAUUCAUCAACCAGGUAUGGUUUCUAUUCCCCUCCUGAUUUGUCAUCUAACUCCCAGUAUCUCGGGGUUGGAGGGGGCUUGAAAGGUCAUCUGAUCCCAUUCCAACCCAAGGCUUGGUGCCCUCCAUAGCAUCCCACUCAGUGGUGAUCUGGCCCAAGCAGGCUCCCUCCAGGGAUGGGAGCUCACCACCUCCUUGGGCAGCUCAUUCUUUUUCCAACAGGUGUGAUCAACAGGUGUGACUGAGCCAAACUCUGUGCCAUCAUGCCCACUGCUCUGGACCCCACCACCCAGAGCCAUAAGUGUUACUCUUCCCAGGAAUAGCGUUUAGGAUCGUCCGCAGGCAGCCCACGGAGUCCACCAAAGCUAAG
Choloepus didactylus (southern two-toed sloth) is the source of this 4250-nucleotide messenger RNA. Its product is annotated as annexin A8-like protein 1. The record is from RefSeq and is a predicted model, not a curated record. Bases 3163 to 4011 code for a protein of 282 amino acids. Lineage: Eukaryota; Metazoa; Chordata; Mammalia; Pilosa; Megalonychidae. Gene Ontology annotation, molecular function: calcium-dependent phospholipid binding; calcium ion binding. The transcript is spliced from 10 exons. Gene Ontology annotation, cellular component: cytoplasm. Gene Ontology annotation, biological process: endosomal transport; endosome organization; negative regulation of serine-type endopeptidase activity.